AUGACACCCCCCGCCCGAGGCCGGGGAACCAGUCAACGCAGCCCGACCGUUCUGCUUGAGCUCCAACACCCAACGGAAAAUCCCUUACAUUUGCUGACCCUCCGCCCCCCACGCCGCAGAUCCCCCGCGACUCGCUUCAUCACCGUCGACAAUGUCUUACAGUAUGCCUCCGACAUCCCGUCCAUGCAGCAGCGGCACCCGCCGCCAAUUUCGCGCUCGCGCAGACUUGCUUCGGCUAGCGGGUUGAUUGGUGGAGCGAGCAGUUCCACGACAUCUAAUAGCCGACUCGCUGCCCAGCCGCGCCUCCCACCACGCACGACGAAAGUUAGUGAGAAACUCGUGCUGUUGCCGGAUACCGGGGGAGUAGGCGAGCCAGAUGAAGGCGAGGACGAUGAAGAUGAGGAGGAUCAGGCGGAUGGCAAUGCGGAUCAAGUAGACGAGGAGCUUGUUGCGCGCAUCGCGCGCGAUAAGCACGUUGAGCCCGAGGCUGUGAGGCAGGCUCUCCUUGCGCAGAAACGGCUCAGUGUUGGGGACUUCUCGAUCGAUAAUGAUGUUGCGCCGCUCCGGGCUGACGAGGAGGUAAUUCGCAAGCGACGAACCCCCGAGCGUGCGAAGAGUUAUGCGGAGCGCUUGCCUAAGGCUAGGCGGACGGAGAAACUUGCGCGGGUUACAGCCUAUUGUACGGCGCAGGCGUAUAAAAUGGGGUCUGUCGCUUCGUUUGUGAAGGAGUGGCAUGGUGCGAGGACGAAGCUGUAUGAUGAUUGUUUGUACACGGCGUAUCAUUUGCCACUUGUGCCGGGCCAUGAGGGAUAUCGGUUACGCAGUAGCCCUGUGUUGAAAUUCCCGGGCGGCAAGUCGCUGCUGGAUGAGGAGAUUGAAAGGAAUGAACAGAGAGAUCAUCAUGAUGACUGGAUGGGGGAGGCAGAGGAGCAUUCUGUCGGUGGUCACAAUCGGCCAGAGGAAGAACAUCAUCAAGAAGCGUCACCGCAAGAUCCUGGUACUACCUCGAGGGAGGAACAUCAUGAGUUUUUGACUCGGGCUUCUGAGGAGGAUGCGCGGCUUCGGGAUCAUACGCCCGAUCAGGAUGACAAGUCGAGUGAAGAACAUAAUCUGGACCUUCGACCUCGUCGUCGAAGACACAGCUCCGACGAUGGUCAAGCUCUGAUGAGAGCUCGUUCGGCCUCCCCGGUGAAACCGUCGUCGUCCUCCAUGCCUGAACGGCCUGCACGAACCCUGUACAAUGUCGCCGAAAUGUUUGUUUUCAGCUAUGGUGUUGUGGUUUUUUGGAACUUUACAGAACGCCAGGAGAAAGAUUUACUGGCGGAUCUGGCAUUCGCUACAUCUUCGGCUACUGAUCUCUCGGCCCGCGUUUACAACGAUAUGAUCACACUCCGCAGUGGUGACCACAUGAUCAAACUAGCAAUCAGUCAUGGUAUCUCUCAGAGUACCAAAUUGUGUUUCUUUGAGGAGGUUAUGGCGCGUCAAAUGGCUGAUGCGAAGGAUGUACCACGAAGACUCGCUAUGACCGGUCAGCUCGGCAUGAAGCGUGAAGAGGUCUUCCGGAUUCUGGGGCGACUUUUCAAGAGCCGUGUCGAGGUCAAUCUCUCAUCAAACAUGCUCGAUGUUCCGAAUUUCUUCUGGGAAAGCGAGCCAACACUCUACCCCCUUUACAUUGCUGUCCGCGAGUACCUCGAAAUCAAACCCCGGAUCCAGGUAUUAAAUGAACGCUGCCGGGUGUUCCUCGAUCUAGCAGAGAUCCUCUCAGACUCCAUCGCUGACAACCGCACAUCUUAUCAAACAUGGGUCGUCAUCGUUCUCAUUGUCAUCUCCAUCCUCGUAACUCUCUCUGAAGUCUUCCUCCGUUUUGGCCUUCUCCACGCUAGUCAAGGCACAACACCGGCCAGCAUCAUCGCCCGUGCAAUGGGCCGCUCUCCUCCAUCCCCAUCCCCAUCUCCAGGCUGGUCCUACCCUAACAUCCCGGCAGGAUGUAUCUGCCCCUCUCUUGCUCCGACCGGCGGGCCUGGCAUGGGCGCCAGUGGCCUGAUGGGAGGCCUCUAG
This is a messenger RNA of Penicillium waksmanii, 2058 nucleotides long. Its product is annotated as RMD1 family protein. NCBI's taxonomy places the organism in Eukaryota, Fungi, Ascomycota, Eurotiomycetes, Eurotiales, Aspergillaceae. The transcript is spliced from 6 exons. Bases 1 to 2058 code for a protein of 685 amino acids. The record is from RefSeq and is a predicted model, not a curated record.